Messenger RNA from Oryza sativa Japonica Group (Japanese rice), 3359 nucleotides. The record is from RefSeq and is a predicted model, not a curated record. NCBI's taxonomy places the organism in Eukaryota, Viridiplantae, Streptophyta, Magnoliopsida, Poales, Poaceae.
UGCUUCCGCCCGCUGAGCUUCACGCCGUCCUCGCUCGCCGCGCUAAAAAUUUCGCUCCGCCCGCCCCCCAACUCUCCUCUCCCGCCGCCGCCGCCGCUGCCGCGCAACUCGCCGGAGAGAGAAGGGAGCGGCCCAUUUCUCAGGCGAACAUGUACGACGAUGGUCCUCGCAAGGGAAAACCCGGCGGCCUCUCCAUGGACGCCGCCACCGCCGCGGGGCUCGCGGCGGUCUGGCCGGAGUACUUCCCGGAGGAGAGCGAGUUCGCCGCGGACGGCCGCAGCGCGCGCCUCGCCGCCGACCUGGUCGACCUCUUCUCCUCCCCCGACGCGAGCGACCUCCUCUCGCGAGUCGAAGAUGAUGGUGAUAUCCUCUCCCUUCCAGUUGAUUUCCAGCAGCUAUCGAAUUUGACCUGGAUUACUGAAGCUCUCCAGGAAAAUCCAAAAGAAGCCUUGCUUUCCAUGGGAGCUGCAGUUCAUCUGAUUGUGUGUGCUAGCAGGGACUUGCAGUUGGGCGACAUCAACAAAAUCAAUAUCAGGCUUUACAACCACACCAAGACUAUUGCCUUGAAGAAUUUAAAAGCGGCGUAUAUUAAGAAACUUGUGACAGUGCGUGGAACAGUCUUAAAAGUAAGUACGGUGAAGCCUCUAGUGCUGCAGCUGAAUUUCCAAUGCAUGAAAUGCGCUACAAAAUUCCCUCGUGUGUUCUGUGAUGGGAAGUUUUCACCUCCAGUAUCGUGCAGUAUUCAGGGAUGCAAGAGCAGAACAUUCAUACCAAUGAGAUCUACUGCAAAGUUGAUGGAUUUUCAGAAAAUAAGGAUACAAGAGCUUGCUAGUGGUGAAAGCCAUGAAGAAGGCAGAGUGCCACGAACUAUAGAGUGUGAGCUUACAGAGGAUCUUGUAGAUUGUUGCAUCCCUGGAGAGACUGUAACAGUUACUGGAAUCGUCAAAGUACUGAACAACUACAUGGAUGUUGGAGGAGGGAAAUCCAAAAGCAGGAACCAAGGUUUAUACUACCUGUACCUGGAAGCAAUUUCAGUAAGAAACUCAAAGGUCCAUGCUGCUUCAGGAAAUUCAGAUGCUGCUAGUGGAUCUUUCGGUUUUCAAGCUUUUACUGAAAAGGAUCUUGAAUUCAUCUCCAAAUUUAAGGAAGAACACGGUGCUGAUGUUUUUCGUCAAAUUCUUCACUCCUUUUGCCCCUCUAUCUAUGGACAUGAACUUGUAAAAGCUGGUAUCACCCUUGCGCUUUUCGGUGGUGUGCAGAAGCACUCCAUUGAUCAAAACAAGGUCCCAGUGAGAGGAGACAUUCAUGCUGUUGUUGUUGGUGAUCCUGGACUAGGCAAGAGUCAACUGCUACAGGCUGCAGCAGCUGUUUCUCCACGGGGUAUAUAUGUUUGUGGGAAUACAACAACAAAUGCUGGUCUAACUGUUGCUGUGGUUAAAGAUUCUAUGUCAAAUGAUUAUGCAUUUGAGGCUGGUGCCAUGGUCCUUGCUGACCGUGGAAUAUGCUGUAUCGAUGAGUUCGAUAAAAUGUCAGCAGAGCAUCAGGCUUUACUGGAAGCCAUGGAGCAGCAAUGUGUAUCUGUGGCAAAGGCUGGCCUUGUGGCAAGUUUAUCAGCCCGUACUUCUGUGCUAGCGGCUGCUAAUCCUGUUGGUGGUCAUUACGACCGAGCAAAAACAGUGAAUGAGAAUUUAAAGAUGAGUGCCGCCCUCCUCUCUCGGUUUGACUUGGUUUUCAUUUUACUUGACAAGCCAGAUGAAUUGCUGGAUAAGAGAGUAUCAGAUCACAUAAUUGCACUCCACUCCAAUGAUGGAGGCCCUUUCACAGCCAACAAGAGGAUAAGAACAGUGCCUCAAUUUAAUGCCAGUACAGAGUUUGGUGUCGGUAGAACUUCAUUAGCUUCAAGGCUGAGAUUGCACCCUGAGAAAGACAAGGAUUUCUGUCCAUUACCUGGACCAUUACUUCGCAAGUAUAUAUCUUAUGCAAGAAGCCAUGUUAACCCCCGAAUCUCCAUGCCGUCGCCAGCAGCUGACAGUCUGCAAAAGUUCUAUUUGGAUUUGAGAAAACAAAGUGAUUCUGCUGAUGGUACGCCCAUCACAGCCCGGCAACUGGAAAGCCUUGUAAGGUUGGCAGAAGCUCGUGCGCGGGUGGAUCUAAGAGAAGAAGUGACUUUAGAAGAUGCUAAGGAGGUCAUAGACAUAAUGACGGAAUCCUUAUAUGACAAGUGUGUUGAUGAGCACGGUGUUGUGGACUUUGCUCGAAGUGGUGGGAUGAGCAAUCAAAAGCAAUCAAAGAAAUUUCUCCGCGCCUUAAACGAGCAGUGUGAUUUGCAGAAAAAGGAUUGCUUUUCAAUGAAUGAGAUGUACAACUUAGCUGAUCGUAUCAGCUUGCAAGUUGCAAAUUUAGAUGCUAUUGUGGAAAGUUUGAACAAUGCUGGCUAUAUCACUAAAAAGGGAUCAUCAAUGUAUCAGGUAGUGACUUCGUCAUACCAGGGGAGCCAAGCUACAUGGUCAAGACGAUGAGUUUUGUUGCAUCCUAGAUGAUCACUGAUCCAGGAGGUUAGUGUCUGAUUCUAUUCCGAGAGCCAUAGAACGGGGUGAUGCUGCUUCUUAAGGCUGCAAGGUGAUUAAAGAUGUCUGGCUGCCCACUCACUGUAAUGUGCAAAACAGCAAUUUUGUAUAGAACUUCAUAUUUGCUAAUCAUCCAUAUUGUUAUAACCUGUCGCCCAGAUUUGUCAGUUUUAGGUGAUGCUAAUAUUUUCGUUCUGAUAGUAUAUGGUAGUAUAAUUGGGUAAGCAAUGUUUGAGCUGCGGUGGCUUACCCGUCGCGGCGGACCGGUCUAUGCCUCGAUCGCCGGUGGCGGGGGAUUGGGCUGCGCGUGGAGGGAGCGGUACGUGGUAAUGGCCCAUAUGUAAGUGGCACAACUGUAAACUGCACAAACUCAGGGGAUCAAUUUCCGUAGGUGGGUGGAGCACCCGCGCGGCGCGGCGAUAUGGGCGGCGCGGUGCCCGCAACGGCGGCUGCGUGUGACCUGUCGUAGCUGUGCGCCGCAGCAAAAGCCGAUGGCGAUGAUCUCUAGCAGCCGCGGCGACGACGGCUCGGCUCGGAUGACACCGGCCCACGGGCUGCGCUUGAGGGGGGAAGAGAGAAAAAGGUCCAUUAUCCAUCGCAGCAGGCCAUAAUAUGAGGCCUCAUCUAGUUGGGCCGACGACGGCAAGGGGAUGCAAGGCCUACGACGCGCGCGGCGCCGGCGGUCAGCACAGCCAUGGGCCGCCGUCCAAUCAAGCCCUAAACCUGGAAAUUCUGAGAGAUAUUUAACUAUUUACCACUCUUAUGAUAAUUAAGAGUUUAUGACUGGAUUUA